AUGGCUCAGUCGCCGAUGCUCUCGUGUCCCUUGAAGCAGACCAACGAGAUUGAUUGGAUCCAACCUCUCAAGGAUUACAUUCGACAGGGCCAUGGCGAAGACCCCGAGGGAUAUAGCCAAGAAUGCGCGACUCUCAACCGGCUUCGCCAGGACAUGAGGGGCGUAGGGAAAGACAGCGCUAUCGGUCGUGAUCUGUUGUAUCGAUACUACGGUCAGCUGGAGCUGCUGGACCUCAGGUUCCCCGUCGAUGAAAACCACGUCAAGAUCUCGUUCACAUGGUACGAUGCUUUCACUCAUACGUCUACCUCUCAAUUCUCCCUGGCCUUCGAAAAGGCCUCCAUUAUCUUUAACAUCUCCGCCAUCCUAUCUUGCCAUGCUGCCAACCAAAGCCGGGCCGAUGAUACCGGCCUCAAAACCGCCUAUCACUCUUUCCAGGCAUCCGCCGGAAUGUUUACAUAUAUUAAUCAGAACUUCUUACAUCCGCCAUCAACCGACCUGAAGGGGGACACCAUCAUGACACUGAUACAUGUCACACUAGCUCAAGCCCAAGAGGUGUUUUUUGAGAAACAAGUGGCAGAUCAGAGGAAGCCUGGGCUCUUGGCCAAGCUAGCUGGACAGGCAGCGUACCUAUACUCGCAGGCUGCCGAGAUAAUGCAAAAUUUCGUCGACAAGAAUGUGUUUGACAAGGUCUGGACGAUUGUUGUGCAGGCCAAGGCAGCACAUAUGGGAUCAGUAGCGUCAUAUUAUCAGGCGGUUGCGGACAGUGAGAGCGGAUCUCAUGGAAUUGCUAUUGCUCGUUUACAGAUGGCUGAUAAGCAGUCCGCCACUGCUCUAAGCUGGGCAAAGACAUUCCCCUCGUCGCCUCCAGCGAACACCAACCUGACGGCAGAGUCGGGCCCCAACCUCUUGGACCUCAUCAAGCAUAAUCAAACAAAUGUGCAAGCUUUACUUGCCACUAUGGUCAAAGACAAUGAUUUCAUCUACCACCAACCAGUCCCUAAUGAGGCUGGUCUUUCGCCAGUUGCCAGGGUUACUGCUGCCAAGGCGAUUCCGGUUAGCGAAUUAUACCAAGGACAAGAUAUUAAUCAAAUCAUUGGGCCAGACAUAUUCAAAAAACUGAGGCCUAUGUGGGUCACUGAGGCCGCCAGUUGUUACGAGGAAGAAAAGGCCGAGUUGCGUCGAGUUGAGACUGGAAAGGCCGAGAGUGUCAAUCGUGACAUAGCCGGUAAAUUGGGCUCACUCGAACUGCCAGACACUCUCGAUAGCUUGAAGGGAGGCAUGAACCAGAAGAUGUCAGUGGACGAGGACUUCCGUCGCUGGUGUUCAGAACUUGCUGGCCACAAUCCUUUCCGCAAGGCAUUCGACGAGUUGCAGGAUCGCAAGGCAGAAGUGCUAUCCCAAUUAGACCAGUGCUCAAAGCAGCUAGAUCUGGAAGAAAGUGUGUGUGAGAAGAUGCGCUCAAAGUAUGGAGCAGACUGGAGCCAGCAGCCCAGCUCUCGACUCAAUACCACGCUUCGAGGGGAUGUCCGAUCGUAUCGAGAUACUAUCAAUGAGGCCAGCGCGAGUGAUUCUCAGUUGUCUUCCACACUUCGCCAGUAUGAAAGCGAUUUUGAUGAGAUGCGGUCUGCUGGCGAAACAGAUGAGGCCGAUGUUCUUUUCCAGCGAGCCUUGAUCAAAGCUCGUUCAAAGCAUAGCAAGAGCAAGGACGGUGUCACCAGUCCGGCGGAAGGUACUCUGCUAGAUGAUGUGUAUGAUGAGGGUGGCGCCUCUGUUGCAGACCAGAUUGCCAAGAUGGAGGGGCUGUUAAAGAAACUGCACCUCGUGGAGCGAGAGAAGUCCCAACUGCUCGCAGAUCUCAAAGUGGAGACCCACAAAGACGACAUCACAGAUCGCUUGAUUCUAAACAAAAAGUCUUAUGUCGGCCGGGAAAAGGAAUUCUUUAAGGAUGAAUUGGUGAAAUUCCUGCCAUAUCAGAACAUACUUGUGCAGGCGAAUCACAAACAAUCAUCUUUGAUGAACGAACUCACCAAGAUACACGAUAACCUUCGUCAAGACAAAAGAGUUCAAUCCGAGAAGUUGAAAUACGAGUCUAUAAAAAGACAACGCAAUUCUGUGAUAGCUCGGUACAAGAAGGUAUAUGAAGCAUUCCAUGGCCUCUCGUCGGGUAUCAAGCAAGCACGAACUUUCUACAAGGACAUGGGUGAAAACGUCGACAGUCUCCGGAAAAAUGUCGAAACCUUCAUCAACAACCGCCGAUCAGAAGGUGCGCAGCUUCUUAGCCAGAUAGAGCGCGACAAGGCCAUGGGUGAAAAUGUCGACAGUCUCCGCAGGAAUGCCGAAUCCUCUAUCAACAACCGCGAUAGGUCCAGCGGUGCCUCAGAGCAAGAAGAUCGCGAGCGAGAGAAGCUGCGCCAGCUGAUGGAGCGCCUAUCAACGGAACCCAAGAACUCGUCAUCUUUACCCUCCACAGGGUCAGCAAAACCGCCCUCAAAAGUCAAGUCACCACCCCCGCCCGUUCAGACGCCGGCGUAUGGAACCACCGGUCCAUCCCCAAAACCGUCACCCCGCUACCCGCCCACCAUGCCAGGCGUGCCCCUCUCACACUCUCCAGCGCCCUACGGGCAGUACAUGGGAGGUGGUCCAGGAACUUACCAAGCCCAGCAUUUCCAGCAAGGCGCCGCAGCUCCCCUAUCCGAGGGCUACAACCCCAUGGCAUAUCCUUACCAGACCCCCGUGUCCCCGCCCCCGAACCAGCAAUUCUUCUCUCAAGCCCCGGCCCCGUACGGCGGCUACUCAAAUUCCGGCACGCCAGCUCCUGGCGCUGGCCCUCAGUCCUCACACUAUAUGGCUCCCCAGGGCUACAUCCCGCCUCCACCUCCGCCGCGCCCCCAGCAGACAACCUACCCUCCUACAGCAGGUGGUAUAUACCCCUCUGGUCCUGGUGGCUAUGCGCAGAGCAGACAGUACGGGCACCACAAGACCCCCUCGCAGUCGCAGCCACAGUCACAGUCCGGUUCCUCCGCCGAUCCAUGGGCUGGUCUCAACGCCUGGAAAUAA
Penicillium samsonianum is the source of this 3057-nucleotide messenger RNA. RefSeq names its product putative signal transduction protein BroA (gene bro1). The coding region runs from base 1 to 3057 and encodes 1018 amino acids. Gene Ontology annotation, molecular function: protein binding. Gene Ontology annotation, biological process: protein transport to vacuole involved in ubiquitin-dependent protein catabolic process via the multivesicular body sorting pathway. NCBI's taxonomy places the organism in Eukaryota, Fungi, Ascomycota, Eurotiomycetes, Eurotiales, Aspergillaceae. The transcript is spliced from 3 exons. Gene Ontology annotation, cellular component: endosome. The record is from RefSeq and is a predicted model, not a curated record.